AGCAGCAGCAGCCCCGGCCGAGAGCCAGAGACUCGCUUGUUCUGAGCUGACCUAAGCUAAGCCUGCCGGUUUCUUCUUUGCUGCUGCUGCCGCCGCCGCCGCCGCCUGCUGCUGCUCCGACUGCUGCAAAGUCGCCCGCCCGCUUGCCUGCCUGCCUGCCAGCCAGCUGGCCAACCAUGGGUCACUCCGGAGAGCCGGGCCUCAUAGCCAACGUGGUGAACGACACCUUGGAGUUCUACCGCUGGUCCUGGACCAUCCGAGAUAAACGUGUUGACAACUGGCCUAUGAUGCAAUCUCCUUUUCCAACCUUGAUAAUAAGCACACUUUACCUUCUCGCUGUUUGGCUUGGGCCUAAAUGGAUGAAGACAAGGGAACCUUUCCAGUUUCGCUUUUUGUUGAUUUUUUACAACUUUGGAAUGGUCCUACUUAACUUCUAUAUUUUCAAAGAGCUAGUUUUGUCAUCAAGAGCUCGAGGAUACAGCUAUAUCUGCCAGUCUGUGGAUUACUCAGAUAAUGAAUAUGAAGUUAGGAUAGCAGGAGCUUUAUGGUGGUACUACAUAUCAAAAGGGAUUGAGUAUCUGGACACAAUAUUCUUCAUCCUAAGAAAGAAAUUUAAUCAAAUCAGUUUUCUUCAUGUCUAUCACCAUUUCACUAUGUUUACUUUAUGGUGGAUUGGCAUCAAAUGGGUUGCAGGGGGACAAGCAUUUUUUGGAGCUCAUAUAAAUGCUUUAAUUCAUGUUAUUAUGUACAUGUACUAUGGACUAGCUGCCUGUGGCCCAAAGUUCCACAAAUACCUUUGGUGGAAACGAUACUUGACCAUAAUGCAAUUACUUCAGUUCCAUGUGACUAUUGGCCACACCGCCCUGUCUAUUUAUAUUGAUUGCCCCUUUCCUAAAUGGAUGCAUUGGGGCGUCAUUUUCUAUGCCGCCUCUUUUAUUGUUCUGUUUGGUAACUUCUACUAUCGGACAUACAAGAUGCCCAAGCAACCCAAGGAGCUCAAGCAAAAAGAAAAGAAUGGCAAGAUCACCAACGGCGUAAUAGCAAAUGGUAAAAGCAAACCAGAAAACGGUGCGGUUAUGGAAAAUGGAAAAGUGCAGAAGAAAGCCAAAGGAGAGUAACUUGAUUCAAGCCUUAAACAUUGCGAGCAGUGAGGAUUCUUCAAUCUGAUAAUAAAAGAAAAGUCCUGUCUUUACCAAUUGACCUUUAGGUUGUUGAAGAGAUAGAAAACAUUAUUUAUGAAGAUUGUUUUAACAACAAAAAUCCUAUUGUAAUUAUGUAAUUAUUGAGAUUCGUUAACUUUAUGUAAACUUUUAGACUGCGGGUGUUGGUAAUGUAAGAAAAAAAUUACUGAAAUAUUCUUUACUGUCAAUCCAGUGGUUAAAAUUGCAAUUAACUAUGGAUGCAAUUGAUUUAUUGAAACAGACAUCUUUUUGAAAAAGAGAGCUUAUAAAUUCUACCAUUUCUAAUCAAUGUUUUAAGCAAAAA
Messenger RNA from Pseudonaja textilis, 1485 nucleotides. RefSeq names its product ELOVL fatty acid elongase 4 (gene ELOVL4). Gene Ontology annotation, biological process: very long-chain fatty acid biosynthetic process; fatty acid elongation, monounsaturated fatty acid; fatty acid elongation, saturated fatty acid. Gene Ontology annotation, molecular function: fatty acid elongase activity. Gene Ontology annotation, cellular component: endoplasmic reticulum membrane. The record is from RefSeq and is a predicted model, not a curated record. Lineage: Eukaryota; Metazoa; Chordata; Lepidosauria; Squamata; Elapidae.